AUGUUGCAGGUAUCAGAAAUGGCUCUUGGUUCACUGUCUCAGCAUUUGACCAAAAUCAGGUCUCCAUUUGGGGGUGAAAAGGUGUUCAAGGAUGAAUGUGCAUUUUCUUUUGAUAAUCCUGAAUGUGAUACUGGCUUGUAUGUGUGUAUGAACAAAUUCAUUGGGCUUGGAAAAAGAUUUGUGGAGAGCUACUACAGAAAAACUGGAAAUGCAGUAUUUUUACAUCUAAAGAGAAUCAGAAAAGAGGUGCCUCAAGAAACAGAAUCACCACCAGAGAAAAAGCCGACAAAAAUGGCCAUAGGUCUUGAGGGUGGAUUUAACCUUGAUGAAAAGAAGUAUGUGUUUGAGGAGCAGAAUUCGGUCGUGGUGUUACCGGAAUGGACAGUGAUUCCCCUUGACACUCCAGAUCUCCCAGACAUGGUCCAGAUUUCAGUGGCUGCCAUUUUGGGGGCUGAUGACGCAUGGAAAUUGGCUGAAGCUGCUGCUAUGUCUGGAACGUGGGAGGGAGAGAAACGCAAAGUCUCUAAACAUGCAGAGAACCUGAAACAACUGGGCAAUGGGAAGAAGAUUCCUCCUUCAGGCUGGAGGUGUGAGAAGUGUGAUCUGACAACCAACUUAUGGCUUAAUUUGACUGAUGGCAGCAUCCUGUGUGGCCGACGCUUCUUUGAUGGCAGUGGCGGUAAUAACCAUGCUGUAGAUCACUAUGAAGUGAAGCGACACCCUCUGGCUGUCAAACUGGGUACCAUCACUAUCGACGGAGCAGAUGUGUUUUCAUAUGAUGAAGACGAUAUGGUUGAGGAUCCAUACCUUGACAAACACCUUGCUCACUUCGGCAUCAACAUCACAUCUCUAGAAAAGACAGACAAGACGAUGGUGGAGAUGGAAAUCGACCUGAACCAGAAGAUCGGAGAGUGGGAUGUUAUCCAGGAAUCUGGUAGCAAGUUAACUCCCUUGUUUGGCUGCGGAUACACAGGCAUGCGUAACCUUGGUAACAGCUGCUACAUGAACUCUGUGAUGCAGGUUUUGUUCACCAUACCAGAUUUUAUACAGAGAUACUGUAACAACGCUGCUGACAUAUUCCAGUGUGCCUCGGACGACCCAUCUGCUGAAUUCAUUGUUCAAAUGGCCAAGUUAGGCAAAGGUCUCAACAGUGGGGAGUACUCCAAGCCUCCUCCCGAGGGUGUCAACGAAAACAUACAGCCCCCUACAGGAGUGCGACCACAAAUGUUUAAGACACUGGUUGGACAAGGCCAUCCCGAGUUUUCUACAAAGCGUCAACAGGAUGCACAAGAAUUCUACUUGCAUUUAAUUAAUCUCAUAGAGAGAAACACUGGAGGACAGGUAAAUCCAACAGGGAGUUUGAAAUUCCAAGUGGAAGAGAGAGUGGAAUGUAUGCAGAGUCACAAAGUGAAAUACACCAACAGAUGUGACUAUUGUCUAGCACUACCUGUUCCUUUGGAGGCUGCCGUUAACAAAGUUGAAGUUGCACAGUAUGAAGCAAAGAAGAAAGAAGUGGAAGCAGAGGGAAAAAGAAUGGAUCCAAAAGAACUUGUGCGACCCAGAAUUCCAAUGUCUGCAUGUCUUCAGUGUUUCCAAGGCGAUGAAAUUGUGGAUGACUUCUACAGUUCUGCAGUGAAAGGAAAAUGUACUGCUAAAAAAACCACACGUCUUUCUUCCUUCCCUGAUUAUCUAAUGAUACAGUUAAAGAAGUUUACAGUUGGACAAGAUUGGGUCCCUAAAAAACUUGAUGUUUCUAUAGAUGUUCCCGAAGAGCUGGACCUAGCAUCACUGAGGGGGAGUGGUCUAAGGACCGGAGAGGAGGAGCUACCACAGGAGCAUGAAGGGCCACCAGCGGUGGAGAUAAACGAGGCAGUGGUGGCCCAGCUCAUGGACAUGGGGUUCCCAUUUGAGGCCUGUAAGCGGGCAGUGUUCAAUACUAACAACAGUGGAGCCGAGGCUGCCAUGAAUUGGAUCAUGGAACACAUGGAAGAUGCAGAUUUCUCUAGUCCUUUUACACCACCUGGAGCUUCGAAAGCAUCAACGGGAGCCUUCACACCAAACGAGGAUCACCUAGUCAUGAUCAUGUCCAUGGGGUUCAGCAGGGACCAGGCCAUCAAGGCACUCAAAGCCACGGACAACAAUGUGGAGCGAGCAGCUGACUGGAUCUUCAGUCAUGUUGAUGAACUAUCUGCUCCCAUGGAAACAGAGGAGCCAGCAGGUGCUGGGGCCGGCCCAUCUCAGCCAGCCUUCAGGGACGGACGGGAAAAAUACCGACUAAAAGCUUUCAUCAGUCACAUGGGGACGUCUACAAUGGUCGGCCAUUAUGUCUGUCAUAUCCGCAAAGACAACCGCUGGGUAAUAUUUAACGACGAGAAGGUGGCGCUGUCUGAGAACCCGCCCCGAGAUCUGGCGUACCUGUACCUGUAUGAGCGAGUGUGAGGACUGUUAAGUUUGGACAGUGGUUGUAUUUUAUGUUGCAAAUGUGUUGGCUGAUCAUUAUUUAUGUCCUGUACUAGAAAUAAUCAGAAUUUACUCAAAGACACUUUUACAAACUGCACAGCAGGAUUGUUGUCAUUCAUAUAUAUUACAAUAAAAUACUUUUCAUGAAAUUUUGAUGAAUAAUAUAUAUGAAAGCAAAGACAUUAAAACCUGAAGAAUGGUUACUGGUUUACAAUAUAAUCAUGGCUAAAAUACUUAUGUAUGAGAACUUUAAAACUUUGAAUAUUUAUUUCCUUUGCCCAUGUUGUAUCAGGGCACUUUUUUUUUCGAUUUAAAAAUGUAUUGAAAAAAAGUCAUUGGCCCAAAAAUUUGGGUAGUAGUGAAACAAUUGUUUACAUCAAUAAUUAUAUCUCAUCUAUGAUUUUCUGUCUGCACAAGAAGAAAGUUAUUAUAUGAAAAAUUAUAAUUGAGGUAGGUGGGGGUAAAGUUAAAAAAACUGGAGAAAACUGGAGCAUAUACAGGCUAAUUAUUAAAUAAUGUAUAAAUGUAAUUCAAAUGCAAGCAUAUUACUAUAUUAGUAAUAUAGUAGUAUGGUUACAUUUGAGUUACAUUUAGCAUACACUCACAGGAAAUCUGUUUAUAAUGGUAACAUUACUCCAUCGAUGUUCCAGUAAACUAUUAAUGUCACCCAGACGGAAAAAACCAACAGUGUACAGUUCAAACACAUAAAGUUAUGAUUUAGUUUGUACAAUUACAUGUAUAUCUAAUUCUUAAGUAUGUUAUCCAUCCAAAUACAGAUCUGUGGUAUAGCAUACAUAGAUUAUUGAAGGUUCUAUAAACCUGUCAAUCUGAUGUAGUCCCUUGUAGGUAAUCAACAAAUGUCCAUUUCGCUGUAUGACUUAUGUUUCACAAAACAUCCUAAUUUAAGAUUUUCCUUGCACUAAAUAAUCGUGUAGAGAUAUUUUGUGGAAGUUAAGUAAUUAAAGAUAAUUAAAAGAAGUGGAUCUUGUUUUCCUAACAUUACCUUUAGUAUGUUUCUGAUAUUAAAAGAGAUAGACUUAUAUAAAGCACAUUUGCCUUAUUUAAUAGGUUUUUCAAGUUAUGGUAAACAAUCUAUAGAUUGUUCACACAACAUCGACAUUGUGAUGGAAUAACUAUACACAAGUUAUGGUAAACACACUAUAGACUGUUCACACAACAUGGACCUUGUGAUGGAAUAACUAUACACAGGUUAUGGUAAUCUAUAGAUUGCUCACACAACAUGGACAUUGCG
Molecule: messenger RNA, 3712 nt
Organism: Mizuhopecten yessoensis (Yesso scallop)
Lineage: Eukaryota; Metazoa; Mollusca; Bivalvia; Pectinida; Pectinidae
Product: ubiquitin carboxyl-terminal hydrolase 5-like
Exons: 20
Coding region: 1-2439 (812 amino acids)
Biological process (GO): protein deubiquitination
Molecular function (GO): protein binding; cysteine-type deubiquitinase activity; zinc ion binding
Source: RefSeq, a predicted model, not a curated record